This is a messenger RNA of Zalophus californianus (California sea lion), 1309 nucleotides long. RefSeq names its product proteasome activator subunit 3 (gene PSME3). Gene Ontology annotation, molecular function: endopeptidase activator activity. Gene Ontology annotation, biological process: regulation of proteasomal protein catabolic process; regulation of G1/S transition of mitotic cell cycle; positive regulation of endopeptidase activity. NCBI's taxonomy places the organism in Eukaryota, Metazoa, Chordata, Mammalia, Carnivora, Otariidae. Gene Ontology annotation, cellular component: nucleoplasm; proteasome activator complex; cytoplasm. The coding region runs from base 232 to 996 and encodes 254 amino acids. The record is from RefSeq and is a predicted model, not a curated record. The transcript has 11 exons.
UAACUUCCGGCGUGAGCGGCGAAAGCCGGGAGGGCGAGCGAGAGAGCGAGCAGGCAGCAGGCGGGCGGGCGGACGGCACGGAGGGAGGGAGCGAGCAAGCGAGCAGUGAGUGAGCCAGCGAGGGCGGCCGCGUCCCUAGAACAGCCGAGAUUCUUCCCGUCCCUCUGACCCCCUCCCCGGAGCCCACAGCGCCUCCGGUCUCCAGUGGAGCGGACACGGCCCGGCCCGGCCAUGGCCUCGUUGCUGAAGGUGGAUCAGGAAGUGAAGCUCAAGGUUGAUUCUUUCAGGGAGCGGAUCACAAGUGAGGCAGAAGACUUGGUGGCAAAUUUUUUCCCAAAGAAGUUGUUAGAACUUGAUAGUUUUUUGAAGGAACCAAUCCUAAACAUCCAUGACCUAACUCAGAUCCACUCAGACAUGAAUCUCCCAGUCCCUGACCCCAUUCUUCUCACCAAUAGCCACGAUGGACUGGACGGUCCCACUUACAAGAAGCGAAGGUUGGAUGAGUGUGAAGAAGCCUUCCAAGGAACCAAGGUGUUUGUGAUGCCCAAUGGGAUGCUAAAAAGCAACCAGCAGCUAGUGGACAUUAUUGAGAAAGUGAAACCUGAGAUCCGGCUGCUGAUUGAGAAAUGCAAUACGGUCAAAAUGUGGGUACAGCUCCUGAUUCCCAGGAUAGAAGAUGGGAACAACUUCGGGGUCUCCAUUCAGGAGGAGACAGUUGCAGAACUAAGAACUGUUGAGAGUGAAGCUGCAUCUUAUCUGGACCAGAUUUCUAGAUAUUAUAUUACAAGAGCCAAAUUGGUUUCUAAAAUAGCUAAAUAUCCCCAUGUGGAGGACUAUCGCCGCACCGUGACAGAGAUUGAUGAGAAAGAAUAUAUCAGCCUUCGGCUCAUCAUAUCAGAGCUAAGGAAUCAAUAUGUCACUCUACAUGACAUGAUCCUGAAAAAUAUCGAGAAGAUCAAACGGCCCCGGAGCAGCAAUGCAGAGACACUGUACUGAGGCCAGGGCCAGGGCCAGGGGACUCUGUGAGUCUGGCUCAAGACCGACAUUGCCUUGGUUUGUUACAUGACUAUCGUGAUGGGGAAACUGGCUGGAAAUAGUAAUCACACCUCUCUCUGUUUUUAGUUAGAGUCUAAUGAAACUCUCAUGUAGUUCUGUGACGUGUUUACCUCUUUUUUCAGGCCUCAGGAACUCUUCUCUUUCCUUCCCUAAUACCCCACACCCGACUUGUCCUAAUUUCUGGAGAAAUCCAGGUUUGUGUCUGCAGGAUGUUGGCACAAGAAUACUUGUGUUUUCUUUCCCUGCCCUCUCC